Molecule: messenger RNA, 1362 nt
Organism: Diatraea saccharalis (sugarcane borer)
Lineage: Eukaryota; Metazoa; Arthropoda; Insecta; Lepidoptera; Crambidae
Source: the annotation of a GenBank genome assembly
ACACAAAUGGACGGGAGGACAUUAUUAUGAUUGAAGCUGAUCGAAAUUCAUCGAAAAUAAACAACAUGAAUGUUGUGUUGGUUAUUGAAUGUUGAUUAGCUUUACUUUUAAUUAGCACGUGUCGCCAAAAUCAAAAACCUUUUUGUAGUAAAAGUAGAAAAGUCUCUAUGUUUGCUUUUGAAAAUGAGCAAGCAAUCUAAAUUACCAGCUGUGGAAUCAGUAAAUAAUAAAAUAACAAAUAAGGAUGAGGGUAACAUUAAAUUCAGACCUUCACCAAAUCUCAUACAUAUAAAAAAGUAUUUCAAGUUAAAAUUUGUGGAAGACAUGAAUUCUUCGUCACCAUGUGACACAGAGUGUAAAUUAGAAACAAAAAAUAAAGUAACCGCAGUUGUUCAACCGCCACUGCCACCAAACUCACCUCCUCCAGACAGUCCUCUGAGCUUUGUUAAGCAGGAGGUGAAAGAUGAUGAAUAUGAGCAGACUCCCGAAGAGUCCGUGGAAGAGCCACCACAAAUUAGUGUAUCAUUGCAAGAACCUGAACGCAAAAAGCCGAUUAUGUGCAAAGAUUUUGUACGCAAAAAGUGCACACGAGGUUCCGCAUGCAACUUUGCACAUCAGAUAGAUUUAUCACAACUCAAAGGGAUUUACAAGUUUUGUAGAGAUUUUGAAAAUGGCAGAUGCAACCGACCUGUAUGCAACUUCGUCCACGCUACCACAUUUGAAAAGGAACAAUUCUUCCGGACUGGAGAAGACUUACCUGAACAUACAUUAGCUCAUCUGAAAAAUAAUCCAGUGCAACCGAUGCCAACUGAAAAUAUUCAUCACAAUCAUAUUUUUUCAAACCCGCCACCACAGCUCUUACCAAGCAUAGGCACAGCGCCAGUAGCGCCACCGUUUAGUGGUAAAAUACCUCCGGCUUCCCUCCCCGCGCCUCGCCCUACGCUCAAGCGUGAGUGGCGUCCUGUCGACGUCUUUACCAGUACCCACCACGAGUGCGACUUCAAAGAACCGCCUGCCAAGACAUGCAAUAGAUGCAAGCUAACCAAACUCAGGUUAGAACACAGCAAGGCUCAGGUCGCUCAGGCCAUGAGGGGCUUGCAGGAAUUAGACGAGAAACUGGAGCACAUCAACAAGAAAAAUAAUCGUUUACAUAGUAUUUUACGCGUUCUUCUAAAACCCAGGCGCACGUUGGAGCACGUGAACAACGAGUUCCUGACCCCGCCCCGACUGUCCACGUGCACGUCGCCGCUACAAGAGGACGCCAACAAGAAGGCGUUACUAGCGCAGAUGAAACUGCUCCUUACGAAGAUCUUGUUGGGUGGCGAAGAGUCCCCGGUAGAGGGCGCCUCUACCGGCGCCUAA